This is a messenger RNA of Aureobasidium pullulans EXF-150, 636 nucleotides long. Its product is annotated as HAD-superfamily phosphatase. The coding region runs from base 1 to 636 and encodes 211 amino acids. Gene Ontology annotation, molecular function: phosphatidylglycerophosphatase activity. The transcript is spliced from 4 exons. The record is from RefSeq and is a predicted model, not a curated record. NCBI's taxonomy places the organism in Eukaryota, Fungi, Ascomycota, Dothideomycetes, Dothideales, Saccotheciaceae.
AUGAACGUGUCAGGCACUUUGAGCUUCUUCAGGCUUUUCAGGGAUCCAUCUCUAUGCUUGCCACACCAUACCGUCUCAACUUUCAAUCACCUUCCAAUCCCUCUUUCUCGAGCAUUCAACCAAGCCGAUGGUGAGAAGAAGGUAGAUAUCAGAGCUGUUGUCUUAGACAAGGAUAAUUGCUUUGCUGUUCCCAAAGAGAACGAGGUCUACAAGUCGUACACUGAACGAUUUGAAGAACUCCGUAAAGCAUACCCUGGAUCGCGGUUGUUGAUUGUCUCGAAUUCUGCUGGAACUCUCUCAGAUCCAACAGGAGCAGAAGCAGAUCUCCUUGAGAAGAACACCGGCGUCAAGGUCCUCCGGCAUAACACAAAGAAACCUGGAUGCCACCCGGAUGUGUUAUCUUAUCUUCGUAAUGCCCCGGAUACGGGAGUCACUCAUGCUUCUCAAGUCGCAAUCGUAGGAGAUCGACUAUUCACAGAUGUCAUGAUGGCAAACAUGAUGGGUUCAUACGGCUUCUGGAUCAAAGACGGUGUUGUGGAAGAGAAAGGACUCUUCGUCAAGCUAGAAAGAAGUCUUGCAGGCUUCCUCACUCGUAGGGGUUAUUCUCCGCCAUUUCCCCAAAGCCACUUCGAGUAG